AUGAAUGCAUUUGUUCUCGACGGAUCUGUCGUCUUCCAGAUGUCACCAGCCCAAGGUGUUGUAUGGUUGAAUAUUCUGGAAGUUUUGCCGAGCGGUCAGGCAUCGGCGUACCUGACCGCGAGAGCUUCACUGCACCUACAAUACCUUCCCUACCUCUACCUUACAUAUACACUUCCAACAGCCGAUUUCGCCAACAUCUUAGGUAUCGACUUUGAUAUUACCUGCGGGUCAAACCUGCCAGCGAGAAUAUCUACAGACCCAGGCUUCAGCUCAGCAACUUGGUUCCCAUAUUUGGUCCCAACGGCGCAUACAAGUACAUGGUUUCCUCUCACUCUGCUUCUUUCGCAUCGCCAGUGGAAGGGCUAUAUGGCCCGUGGGACAUGUGCUCUACUUCUUAUCAUGGAAGGCAAGGCAGGACGGGCUACCCCUGCUCUCGUCAACAUCUUUGCAUUUCCAUGUGCUCUUGGUGUUGGACUUCUGGUGUAUUCUUCUUGGGCGGCCGCGCUUGUCCUCUUAGGCUCUGUUUUUUGGAUCCUCGCUGCCUUUAUCUUUGUGAGACAUGUUACCAUACUGCGCGCACGGCAAAGACAUCCCAUCAAACUUCAUAACCUUGCUGUCCAGAAUGGCUUCCAAUCGCGAUGCCUACGGGAUGGUUAUUUCGUGAUUGUACUAGGAUCGGGAGGCCACACGAAGGAGAUGCUGGCCAUGAUGGAGACGAAAUUCCCCCAGGGGGCUGGCCUUCAUCGCAGGUACAUCGUAUCCAGCGGCGACACCAUGUCCAUCAAGCACUUGAACGCCUUCGAGGACAGGAUGCAAUCUGCACAUGGGAAUGGGCAGGCAGGGACUUUCGAUGUCCACAUCGUCACACGCGCCCGCAGAAUCCAUCAGCCCCUCUGGACGACGCCCGUGACAGCACUACGCUCCGUCAUCGAAAUCUUCCCCCUCAUGCUGGAAUCGCCCUUCGAUGGUUCCAGGAGGAGACAGCGGUACCCCGACAUCAUCGUUACGAACGGCCCUGCAACAGGUUUCAUCGUGGCUUUGGUCGCACACCUUCUCAAGAUUUUCCAUGUCGUCCCCGAAGAUGCAAUGCAAAUAUUAUUCGUCGAGUCUUGGGCGCGCAUCAAGACGCUGAGCUUGACUGGGAGGCUCUUCCACCACACCAGCAUCGCCGACAUGUUCUUGGUGCAGCACAGGGAAGUAGCGCAGAAGUAUGGUGUGGAUAAUGCGGGGUGUAUGGUGAUCGGGCAUGUGGCGAGAUGA
Messenger RNA from Sodiomyces alkalinus F11, 1260 nucleotides. RefSeq names its product Alg14-domain-containing protein. The transcript has 5 exons. The record is from RefSeq and is a predicted model, not a curated record. Gene Ontology annotation, biological process: dolichol-linked oligosaccharide biosynthetic process. Gene Ontology annotation, cellular component: UDP-N-acetylglucosamine transferase complex. The coding region runs from base 1 to 1260 and encodes 419 amino acids. Lineage: Eukaryota; Fungi; Ascomycota; Sordariomycetes; Glomerellales; Plectosphaerellaceae.